AUGGCUUCCACAUCACGGAUACCUCAUCUUCUAGAGCCAUAUCUAGCUCUUCCCUCAGAAGGUUCUCUCGGUCUCGUCACCAGUGUGCUCGGCGCCAGCUCGAACUGGCUGGUUCUGCGACAUGUGUAUUCUUACCUGCGAGGCACCGCAGAUGGAGAUGAGAGCGCCAAGGACACGGGCGUUGUGCUCGUCAGCUUCAUGAGAGACGGUGCUUUUUGGAGAGAGGGGUCUACAAAGCUGGGCCUGGAUCUAGUUGCGCUCAACAGAGCAGGACGCUUCACAUACAUAGAUGGCCUCACAGGACUCUACAGCGAUGCCAGCCCUCAAGCACCAGGCGCUCGUAAAGAAAGGUUUCUUAGAAGUACCAGUCCUGCAGACAUCAAGAAGGAAAUAGAGGGUGCUCUUGGAGAUUUGCGUGCUUCGCGCAAAGUUCUCAUCAUCGACCAACUCGAUACUCUCCUCGCAGUCACUGAUGAGUCAACCACAAGCCUCACGCUCCAAAACCUUGUUCUUGGUCUCCGCAGUCUUGUCCACAGCACAGUCCUCACCCUCUCCGCCGAUACGCCUCUCGUUGCUGCCCAAGCAACGGCGCUUGAGCGGGAACAUGCCAGUCUUGUCCUCUCAACAGCACAUGCAGCUGACGCAGUGUUGGCGUUACGUAUGUUGGAUACAGGGACGGCGAGGGACGUAAGUGGUGUGCUGCGCAUUACGGGACCUGGAGUUGAGGGCAUGGGUGGUGCUACUGAGUAUCUGUACCAUGUUGUUGCGGACGGUGGUGUUAAAGUAUUUGAAAGGGGAACAUAA
This is a messenger RNA of Fusarium sp. VM40, 804 nucleotides long. The record is from the annotation of a GenBank genome assembly. Lineage: Eukaryota; Fungi; Ascomycota; Sordariomycetes; Hypocreales; Nectriaceae.